Messenger RNA from Caenorhabditis briggsae, 309 nucleotides. The record is from RefSeq and is a predicted model, not a curated record. Gene Ontology annotation, cellular component: cytoplasmic vesicle; plasma membrane. Lineage: Eukaryota; Metazoa; Nematoda; Chromadorea; Rhabditida; Rhabditidae. The transcript has 2 exons. The coding region runs from base 1 to 309 and encodes 102 amino acids. Gene Ontology annotation, molecular function: phosphatidylinositol binding; protein binding. Gene Ontology annotation, biological process: endosomal transport; endocytosis; plasma membrane tubulation.
AUGGUGCAGGUGAAGGCGGAAUACGACUUUGAUGCGCAGCCGAAUUCCGGCGAAAUUAGUAUACGAGCUGGAGAUGUGCUCACGGUUAUUCGAGAGAGCAUCGACGGCGGUUGGAUGGAAGGUCGAAACGCUCGUGGAUCGGUGGGGCUCUUCCCAGAAGCGUACGUCACUCCGUACCAAGCACAACGAGCCGGAGCCCAGCCUCCACCGGUAAUUCAUUUUCAGCAGAAUCGAAAUCGAAAAAAGAGACAAAAUCCAAUCCAAUUCCUUCUUGUUUUCUUGUUUUUCCAUCCCGGCUUUCUCGUCUAA